GUGACGCUCGCCUACGUCAUUCCACCUCGACGUUGCUGCUGCGGCUGUCAGCUUCAAAAAUGGCUUCUAGGCUGGAGAUAAAUUUUAUCAGGUUGUUGUCCCGCUGUGAGUCUAUAGCGUCGGAGAAACGAGGAGAAGCAGAAUGGAGGUUAGAAAAGUAUGUCGGUGCUCUGGAGGAGAUGUUGGUGGCUCUGAGGAAAAGCGUGAGCAAACCCACGGCAGAGUUACUGACUGAAUACACGAGAAAAGUAGGCUUCCUGAAAGGACUUCUUGAGGCAGACAAACUGUCUUCAACAACAGAGAAGGCUCUAGCGAAUCAGUUCCUCGCUCCCGGACGAACCCCCACAAUAGCCAACGAGAGGAUGCCCGUCUCUAAAACCGUCCACAUGCAGACGAAGGCGCGAUGCACCGGCGAAAUGAGGGACGAGCUGCUCGGCACGGGGCUGUCAGGCAAUGGCAUGUCAGAAACAGAACUACGUAACAGAAGAGGGGUUCCUCUGGACGAGCGUCAGUCGGCGGCUGAGCUGGAGGCCGUGCUGCAGCAUCAUCACAACCUGCAGGAGAAACUGGCCGAGGACAUGCUGAACCUCGCCAGGAACCUGAAGAACAACAGCCUGGCCGCGCAGAACAUCAUCAAGCAGGACAACCAGACUCUGGGCCAGUCGAUGCGUCAAGCCGAUCUGAACUUCGAGAAGCUGAAGACGGAGUCGGAGCGCCUGGAGCAGCACACUAAGAAGUCUGUGAACUGGCUGCUGUGGCUGAUGCUCAUCCUGGUCUCCUUCUCCUUCAUCAGCAUGAUCCUCUUCAUCAGAAUCUUCCCCCGGCUGCGAUGAUGACCGUCAACAACCCCCCCGCCCCCCGAACUCUUAGUGCUUCCUCCUCCUGUGUACGCAGCGGAGACGGACUGAAACGUGCACUUUUGAAAACAGCAUGAUCUUCUUCCUGAAGGUUCAGAGACGUGGUUUAAGCAUCAGUUUCCUUUUUUUAAACAGGAUACCAAAUGAAUGGAGGUGAAGAGCUUCCUGUUGGAGUUUGUUGUCUUAGUGCCCAGAGAGCAGCGAGUAAGCCUUAAUUAUUUUAUCAUCAGCUAGACUAGCCUCGUGAACAUGUGUGUGCAUCAUCACGCAGUGCAACUUAAUCAUCUUCAAACAUCCUGAAGAGUUUACAAGCCGUCCACCAGAGUCUGUAUACCAGACGCAGUUCAAACACUAUAAUAAAUGGAUUAAGUAUCUAAGAAUCCUGACUUAUAAACAUCAGUGGAUAUACUCAAACCUGAAAUAGUUGACUUUAACUGCAUUUAUGAGCACUGGUUUAAUAAAUGAUUUAAUGUACGGAGGUGAAAAACAUCUCAAUAAACUGCUGCAAUAAAUACACGACUACUUUUAAACAC
Molecule: messenger RNA, 1390 nt
Organism: Eleginops maclovinus (Patagonian blennie)
Lineage: Eukaryota; Metazoa; Chordata; Actinopteri; Perciformes; Eleginopidae
Gene: use1
Product: unconventional SNARE in the ER 1 homolog (S. cerevisiae)
Exons: 8
Coding region: 60-833 (257 amino acids)
Biological process (GO): retrograde vesicle-mediated transport, Golgi to endoplasmic reticulum
Cellular component (GO): endoplasmic reticulum; SNARE complex
Molecular function (GO): SNAP receptor activity
Source: RefSeq, a predicted model, not a curated record